Messenger RNA from Anopheles bellator, 1160 nucleotides. RefSeq lists its product as uncharacterized. The record is from RefSeq and is a predicted model, not a curated record. NCBI's taxonomy places the organism in Eukaryota, Metazoa, Arthropoda, Insecta, Diptera, Culicidae. Bases 206 to 655 code for a protein of 149 amino acids. The transcript is spliced from 2 exons.
CCGGUGAUCGUCAGUGAACUGCUGCGUUCCGCGCUGCGAGUGCCUCAGUGCAGCGUAGCUGUUGGAUUUGUUUUCUAGCUGGAAGCUUCUGGGGAUUCUCAGCUUGUUGACCGUUGAUCAGCGGGAAGUUUCCGUGGCCCCAACCACAAUAAUAAGCCCCAAGUGACGUCUAUCGGCAGUGCAAAAAGGGAAAAUCCUGCUCAAAAUGACGAUCAACGAAAGGACAUCGCUGCUGCCGAAGGACUACCAGAAGACCUACAUCAUCCCUAUCCCGCGCGAUGACGAGAACAACAAUAGCAGCGACGGCAACAACAACGACAACAGCGUGCUGCGAGAGUACGACAGCUGUGCCUUGACGAAAGCGGAACUGAAUAAAUACAUCGACGAUCCGUGGUGGAUAAAGAUGCGGUACGGAUGUUUCGCGUUCUGCUGGAUUGUGUGUCUCGUGGCCCUCGCCAUCUCACUGUACAUUGCGGCCGAUGCCCUGCAGCACGACAUCUGCGGCACGGCACAGGUGUCUAACGCCACCACCCAAAUGUCAACGACGCCCGCCAGUAGCAGUGGAGUCCCUGGGGUGUCCGCGAACCCGCCAACAGCCGGUGAAUCACCACCGUCGGUAGUGUUUGCUCUGCUCAGCCAGCAGCCUAGAGCGUGAUCGAACGCGCGAUCGGAACGGAUUUCCGUGAAGGUUCAUUUGUUACCGAUCUUCCUAUUGCUGUGAUCGCGACUGGGGCUACCGGCCCGCCCCGCCGGGAGGACACGGAGGCGAAUCUUAUUUAUUGCAUUACAAUCGUCAGCACUGUAAGCGGAUCUCAUCCACGAACGAAAUCGCAUUGCAUCAAUGCACGUGCUGCUUCCAACAGCGUGAUAAAAAGCCGAGAUUGACGGGGCACUGUGGAUGGGCAUGGUUGAUGAUAGGCACACCGUUCCAUCGAAUGUAACGCGGUCUUCCAGUUAUCUCGUAGAUCAUGCGCGGACUGGAAAUGAUGCAACUCUCGGUUAAGCUGCCAUCAUGCCCGUUGGCUUCGCAGCGCUUCAUUACGGCCCGCGGGUGAUGACAUUGACACCGCGCAAUCAAUCGCGUCGCGAAUAGAGCGUGCUUAGAAUGCAGCUCAUAUUGAUUACUUCAAACAAUUCUACAACAUUGUAAACCUACUAAU